AUGAGCCUUUUAGAUCGUGGACAGUGUGCUGAGGAGCUGAAGGAUGUAGACCCUGACAUUGAUGAUGACGUUGACAUACAUGAAAUUUCCCCUGAACCACAGCAGCCUGGACAUAUACAUCCAAUCACAAACUAUUUCGCUAUCGCCAGAGCUCUCUGGUGCAGAGAUGAGGGUUCAGUUCCUGUUCCAUUGUGCUCAUUUAGUGUUGGAUGCACAGCCUUUAAUCUUGGGUAUGAUCCGUCCAUCAGGAGUAUUACCAUCAAUGAAGUCACUGUGAAAUUUGACUUACCUGAUCUGUGGCUAGCCAUUGCUGACUUUCUCCAGUGUGAGGCUACUCAUGGACAUCAGCACAUUCAUGCCAUAGGUGGCCCAAGGAGAGCUGGACCUACAGCUGACCUUCCUUUCGACAAACUUCAAACUUCCACAACACUCAUACCAUCAAACCUGCUCAAACACUUAAUUGUGCUCCACCCAGUGGUCCCUGGAUCCUGGGUCAUUAUGACACAGUUAUUGUGGAGACAACUGUGGGCUAUUCAUGGCCCAGUAGUUGUCUCUCAGGCAAGUUUUCUGUCUCAUAUAACGACACUCGUUCUAACAUCGACUACUUACCCUGCAGAUCACACCAUCACUCAGAUCAGGCUUAUCGUGUGGCCUAUUGCAGAAGAGCUUGCAAUUCCUUUGAGCAGUGUUCCUCAAAGUGCAAGGCUUGAUGGUCUUCAUACUUUCAGUGUUGAACCAGAUGGGGUUCCCAUGAUCAACCUGUACGAUACUGAAAAGCAUUGGUGGAAUUGGGUGCUGCCAUCAUCAUAUGAAUGCAACUGUUCACCUACAAAACACAGGGAGCAGAAAGGAGUCAAAAGUAACAAGGGAGAGUGGAUCUUGGUCAAUGAAGCUGCUACAAAUGUGGAAAAGUUAACCUACCAAACCAUUGAUACACCAACCACUGAAGACACAAACAUCACCGAAAACAGCCUCUCAGAGUCCAUAUUGUCUGGUGGAGCAGGGUCAUUUGAUGACCAGAUGCCAUCCAGCAAUAGCAAGGGUUCAUUGGACUCAUCCAAUGAUGGGAAUGAAGCGAUGGCCGGUGAGGAAGACUUCAAUCAAUCUUUGACAGAACAUAUCUUCGGAUCAUUCUUUAAUGUCAUCUCUGUUGCCCUCCUUGCAAAACAGCCUGAACUUGCUCAAAAACACCAUUUGUCAUGCAACUGGAGCACAGCAAACUCAUCACACCCAGACUUAAAAGAUCUGGAAGUCAAGGCUGCCAGUGAGGGAAAUGGUGAGGGUGAGAGUGAGGUUGAGAGCAAGAACAAGAGCGAGGGCGAGAAUGAGGGCGAGGGUCAGGAUAAUGAGACCACAUCUCAGGACACCACUAAAAUUAAAAAUGAUGAUGAUGACCCUCUGUGCGCACCCCUUCCAGAACCUAUUGGCAAGAUUCGCGUCUAUGACCAUUACUACGAUAUGCUGGAAAUUAUAUUCUCGAGCCAGGGUCUUAUUAGGCAUGGUUCCAUUUGUUACUUGGCCAGGAAAGACAAAGAAGAGUUCAUUAUCAAGGACCACUGGGUACUGGGGGGAGAGGAGGCUAUGAAUGAGAUCAACAUGAUGAAGAAGAUGAGUGGAGCCUGCGGUGUUCCUACCCUCAUCGAGCAUUGGUUUGUUGAGUCUGGGAACAAAGUUGAUUGA
This is a messenger RNA of Suillus fuscotomentosus, 1680 nucleotides long. RefSeq lists its product as uncharacterized. The record is from RefSeq and is a predicted model, not a curated record. NCBI's taxonomy places the organism in Eukaryota, Fungi, Basidiomycota, Agaricomycetes, Boletales, Suillaceae. Bases 1 to 1680 code for a protein of 559 amino acids. The transcript has 4 exons.